Molecule: messenger RNA, 1782 nt
Organism: Symbiodinium sp. CCMP2592
Lineage: Eukaryota; Dinophyceae; Suessiales; Symbiodiniaceae
Source: the annotation of a GenBank genome assembly
AUGGUGAUGGCCUUUGAUUGGCAAGUCUUGUGGAACCAAGUCUUGGCCUUGGCCCUGAACCUGCAGAUUUGGUUCAUUCGCCAGGUACUUCGCAGGCCUGCUCCACCCCUUUUCACAACAAGCGCAGAACGGGCGAAAUUGCAGGCAGACAGUGAGGACCGAUGUGUGUGCAUCGAGAUCCUGGGGCCUGGAGGUGUGGACCAGCUGCGAGCUUCAUUGGAUUCUUGGGCUGUGUGCGGCUACAACUUGAUGAGGGACUUCGGCAGCCAGCGGUUAACGAGUCCUCCUAAGCCUCUCCGACCUGAUCUCGCUGUUGUGCGAAACAAGGCCUUCAGCAUCAACUACGCAGAUGUCUGCAUCCGAUGGGGUUUAUACGAGUCGGCGCUGCGCUUCGUGGGAUGGCCCAUCGUCCCAGGCUUCGACCUCGCAGGUGAGGUUGAGCUGGCGGGAGAGGACUCCGGCCUGGUCGCGGGCGAUCGGGUCUUCGGCUGCAGCUUCUUCGGUUCCUAUGCGACUCGCGUCGUGGUGCCCAGAACGCAGCUCCUGGAGAUGCCCGAGGGCCUGGGCUUCGAGGCGGCGGCGGCGCUGCCCUGCGUCUUUGCCACGGCGCUGCAUGCGGUGCACCUGGCUGGCGCAUGGCCCAACGAGCUGCUCGCCUCAGGCCGGGAUGCCUUGGUGCACUCGGCUGCAGGAGGGGUGGGCGACAUGCUUUGCCAGAUCCUGCGCAUCUGUGGGCUUCGCGUCAUCGGCGUCGUCGGGCAGCCAAGCAAGGUCAAGUCCUGCAAGGCGGAUGUGGUUAUCGACAAGUCAAGCGAUGAUUGGGUUCUUCGGCUCUUGGAGCUUCCAGAUCUUCAACUGACAGGCUCUCAGGCGAAAGCUCAGGUCAAAGCAGCCCAGCAACAUGCACCUAACGGCUACCGUGCCGUGUUCGACGCCAAUGGCGUUGCAACUCUUAAAAUGUCCUACGAGCUGCUGGGCAAGAACGGCCGCUUGGUCGUGUACGGCUUCCACUCCAACCUUCCCAAGUGCGAUGGGGGCUUGGGGAUGCUUUCGCCCUGGAACUGGCUCCGAAUGGCGGUGGACCUGGCCAGGACACCCCACUUCGAUCCCAUGGACCUGACGCUGGACACUAAGGCCGUGCUGGGAUUCAACUUGAGCUUCUUCGCCGACGAGACGGAGACUUGCGGGAAGUACUUCGCACAGAUGAGUGAAUGGCUAGACGCAGGUAAGAUCACAGUGCCACCGGUGCAAACAUUCAGCUUGUCAGCUGCACGAGACGCACACAAUGUUCUGACCUCCGGACGUAGUGUAGGCAAGCUGGUUGUGGAGCGGCUCUACGGCUUGUCAAAUCCGCAGGGGAAUCACGGUGAGGAUGUGAAGGAGCUCUACUACUACUUGGAUGCUACGCCCACGCACAGCUACAUGAAGAUGAUGUACAAGUAUCCGCAGGCUGAGUAUCCCUACGACGAGCUCCGGCGAGUGAACUUUGACAGAAAGAAGGACCCGCAGCUGCUGGAGUACGAGCUGCUGGACACUGGGAUCCUGGAUGACAACAAGUACUUCGACGUCGUUGUCGAGUACGCCCAAGCUGACCUGGACGACACCCUGGUGCAGGUCACGGCCUGGAACCGCGGGGCCACCGAGGCGGAGCUCGCCUUGCUCCCACAGGCGUGGUUUCGAAACACCUGGUCCUGGAAAGAGAGCCCCUCGAAGCCGAAGCCCACCAUGACCUAUGUUCCGGAGAAGCAGAGAAUAGAACUCACGCGCAGCCGCCACGCUUGA